AUGGAUAUGAAGCAGCUGCUUAAGGCUUCUCAAACUGGAGAUGUCCCGCUUUUGCGUCAAUUGCUGACAGAUAAUCAACAGCUUCUGGAAUAUGCUCCACUAGCUUCCGCUGAGAAUCCCUUGUCUCUUGCUACAGCUGCUGGUCAUGUGGACUUUGUCGAGGAGAUUCUAAAGUCGAAACGAUCUCUUGCGAAAGAAUUGAACAAGGAUGGCUUUAGCCCCAUGCAUGUGGCAUCUGCUAAUGGCUAUCUGGAGAUUGUAAGGGCUCUGCUGAGAGCUGAACCUGAAUGCCUCCAGGUUAAAGGAAAAGAUGAAUGGACUCCACUGCAUUGUGCUGCUAGGAGAGGCAGGGCAGAUAUAAUCCAAGAAAUAGUUUCGGCUUGUCCAGAGAGUGUGGAACAUGUGACAAUUCUAAGGGAGUCUGCAUUACACCUUGCUGUUAAGAAUAGCCAAUUUGAAGCAAUAAGAGUCCUGUUGGAAUUGGUGCGAGAAAUGGAGAAGCCGCAUGUCCUGAAUAUGAAGGAUAACCUUGGCAACUCAGUUCUUCAUCUAGCAACUUGGAAAAAGCAACACCAGGUGGUGGAAUGGUUAGUUGGCAUCGGAACUGCUCCAGCAGGUGUGUUGGAGGUAGACAGUGUAAAUCAGAGAGGUCUCACUGCUCUUGAUUUGCUACUAGCUUUCCAAAGUGAAGCCGGUGAUAGGGAAAUAGAGCAGAUUCUUCGUGGUGCUGGAGCUGAUUUGAGAGCACGAGAGGGAGUCCGGUCUCAUUCUGAUAACCACACUCAAAUGUCAUCACAGACUCAUCAAGAGGAGCUAGACGAUAUGGAGUACUUCAAGUUCCAAAAGGGCAUAGACUCUGUUGAUAAUGCACGUACAGCGCUGUUAGUUGUAGCUGUAUUAGUGGCUACAGCGAGCUAUGAAAUUGCACUCAACCCUCCUGGUGGUCUUUGGUCUGACACAAACUUGAACCCAAAUGGAACUGAGCCACCACACCUUGCAGCCACUGCCAACAUAGCUUCUUUUUUUCCUAUUUACUCCAUCUUUGGAGCCAUUCUGAACUGCAUUGGGUUUUCAGUUUCUCUUCACAUGAUCUAUGUCCUCACAACCAAUUUCCCUUUGCGGUUGGAGCUAAUAGUCUGUGGCCUUGCAAUGUACGUAACCUACAUCAAUGGAUUGAUUACUAUUUCUCCAGGUGAAACAGCAGGUUGGUACUCACUGUUUGCUCUUACACCAGCUUUGCCUCCGGUGGUACUGUUUGCUGCCAGAAGGGUUAGGACACUUUUGAACAAGCUAAAAGCACUUCUGCGCAAUCGGAUGCCAACUUGAGUAGAUUCAUAUGAUUUAAACUAGCAAGG
Argentina anserina (silverweed cinquefoil) is the source of this 1355-nucleotide messenger RNA. RefSeq names its product ankyrin repeat-containing protein BDA1-like. Bases 1 to 1326 code for a protein of 441 amino acids. Gene Ontology annotation, molecular function: protein binding. The transcript has 3 exons. NCBI's taxonomy places the organism in Eukaryota, Viridiplantae, Streptophyta, Magnoliopsida, Rosales, Rosaceae. The record is from RefSeq and is a predicted model, not a curated record.